GAAAAGGAAUGCCCUUGAAACAAGCAACACUGCAAACAGGCAGAUGACAAAAGGCACUUGUGGAGGGCAGCAGGUCGAGACCUGGUUUGCCCCAUGGGGCACAAGUGAUUACUAAGCGAGAAGAGCACGGCCGAGCGUGUGUGAGACAAGGCUCAGGUCCUUCCAACUCCGGCUCUUGAACUCGUCCUAAUGACAUGGCUGGUUUAUCCCAUGUCAGACCCACAUUCACCUAGAAGCCAUCUGGUUCACUGGCCUGGCAGUGACGGAGCUGGGUUUGUAGCCUGGAAAUGCCAGUUACUAGCUGUGUGCACAUGGGACUAAUUCAACUAUGGCCCUGGGUGUUCUCACCUAUUAAAUGGGGUACCAGUUCUGCAGGGUUGAGAAUCCGUGGCUAUCACGUUGGAGCUGCACGCAUACACAGAACGAGACCAGAGCAUGCACUCUGCAUUGGUCCAGACCCAAACUAUUCCAAAGAGAUGCAUGACUAGUGAAUGAAAGAAUUUUAAGAUUCGAAUGCCAUCGGUUUACAAAUAAAAGCCCUCUCAGGUCCCAGCAGGCGAGUCGGUCGCCAGCCCGGGGGCAGAGGGGUCUCAGUGACGGAGCCACAGCUUCCUAUCUUUGACCCCAAAUUACAUGGGUGCAGACUGGUCAUGUGGAUUCUGAUCUGCUAGAUGGGUUGGGCCUCUUCCAAUCAGCAACCGAGGGUUCUUCAAAACUACUCAGCGGAAACAUGGACCACAUCACAGAGAGGCAGAGGUAGAGCCUGCUGCUGAGCACAGCUCAUCUCUGGAACAAACUGAAAAGGCAUCUUGGUGGGUGUUCAUCAGAACAGACACUAUGGAGGAUGACGACUAUUUUGCAAGCGUGUUCAACGUGUCCAACGCCAACAAACAGGAGCACAAUAACUUCCUGGAGUUCAAGAAGCUCUUUCUGCCCUGCAUGUACGUGGCCGUGUUCCUCUGUGGCCUGGUGGGGAACUCGCUGGUGCUGGUCAUCUACAUCUUCUACCAGAAGCUGAAGAGCCUGACGGACAUGUUCCUGGUGAACCUGCCCCUGGCUGACCUGGUGUUUGUCUGCACCCUGCCCUUCUGGGCCUACGCAGGCAUGCACGAAUGGGUCUUCGGCAAGGUGAUGUGCCAAAUCCUGCUGGGCGUCUAUACUUUCAACUUCUACACGUCCAUGCUCAUCCUCGUCUGCAUCACCGUGGACCGCUUCAUGGCGGUGGUCCGGGCCACAAAGGCCUAUAACCAGAAGGCGAAGCGGAUGAGCUGGGGCAAGGCCAUCUGCGGGUCCAUCUGGGUGGUCUCCCUGCUGUUGGCCUUGCCACAGAUCAUCUAUGGUGAUGUCCAUGAGCACGACAAGUGGGUCUGUGAUCACAACGAGGCGAUUUCCACUGUGGUUCUCGCCACCCAGAUGACUCUGGGGUUCUUCCUGCCACUGCUCACCAUGAUUGUCUGCUACUCGGUCAUAAUCAAGACGCUGCUUCGUGCCCGAGGCUUCCAGAACCACAAGUCUCUCAAGAUCAUCUUCCUGGUGGUAGCUGUGUUCCUGCUGACCCAGACGCCCUUCACUCUCGUGAAGCUCAUAGGCAGCACGAGCUGGGUGUACCACACCAUGACCAGCUACCACUACGCCAUCGUCGUGACGGAGGCCAUUGCCUACCUGCGGGCCUGCCUCAACCCUGUGCUCUACGCUUUUGUUGGCCUGAAGUUUCGGAAGAACUUCUGGAAACUUGUGAAAGACAUUGGCUGCCUCCCUUACGUGGGAGCCUGGAGCCAGCCGAAGUCCUCGGAGGACACUUCCAAGACGUGCUCCGCCUCCCAGCAAGCGGAGGGCACCAGCAUGUUCCAGCUGUAGGCUUUGGGGCUCAGAGAAGCUGCCCAGGAACUUGCAGGAGCACAGAAUGCCGUGUCCUCUGGCGGCGACGGGGAAGGCUUUGUUUAUAGCUUGUGCAUUUUCACGGAGAAGUGACCCAACGCUGCAGCUGGUGUGCAAUGCUUCUUCUCAGGCGUGAACACACCUGUUCUCUCCUUGAACACCUGGCCUAAAGCUCACAGGGGGAGCUAGAAACUGUAGAGGGUUUCCUUCCUCCAUCUCCGAGAAUUCUGACACCAGGGGGAAUGGCGUGACUCUAAAACCCCAGGUUCUCCUUCACUGAGACUGAGACUGAAGGUUGAAGAGGUUCCAUGACCACAGAGCUGCUGA
Molecule: messenger RNA, 2205 nt
Organism: Myotis lucifugus (little brown bat)
Lineage: Eukaryota; Metazoa; Chordata; Mammalia; Chiroptera; Vespertilionidae
Gene: CXCR6
Product: C-X-C motif chemokine receptor 6
Exons: 2
Coding region: 838-1857 (339 amino acids)
Biological process (GO): inflammatory response; chemotaxis; G protein-coupled receptor signaling pathway
Cellular component (GO): membrane
Molecular function (GO): C-X-C chemokine receptor activity; coreceptor activity
Source: RefSeq, a predicted model, not a curated record